AUGUCGAUACAAGUAGCGACCGCCGAGGGUGCUGAUCUCCUCUGGGGGAAUCAAAAGUGGGUUUCCACGAAUCCAAGUCGUGCUCCUAGCCAUAGUACUGAUGAUCAAGAGAAAUUAUCCGAGAAAACUACUACCCCGAUUCUGCCAAUGACCAACACAGAAACCAAAAAAGGUACCGCCGCCACCAUCGGCAAGAAGCGAGAGAGGGGAGAGGCGAAGAAAACCGGCAAAGGAAAGGGACCCAAAUGCAAAGAAGGAAAACCCAUCUGCGAAUCAGACCAUGGGGUGCACAUUUGGACAGAGCGGGAAAGGAGGAAGAAGAUGAGGAACAUGUUCGCCAACCUUCAUUCCUUGCUCCCUCAACUUCCCCCUAAGGCUGACAAAUCCAGCAUAGUGGACGAAGCAGUGAGCUACAUCAAAACCUUACAGCAAACCCUUCACAAGCUUCAGCGACAGAAGCUGCAAAAGCUCCAACAGCCGCCGGCAACCACGGCUGGCGACGACGACAUGAUGAUGAUGAUGUGUGACAACAAUGUUAGUGCCGCUAAUUGUUGUGGCAAUAAUGCAGCCGCGGUGUUCCAUACUUGGACCUCCACCAACCUUGUCCUUAACAUCUGCGGCGACGAGGCACAGUUCAACAUCUGCUCCCCGCCGCCGCCAGCCGCCAGCGGCACCAUCUUCACCGCCGCCUGCUAUGUGCUGGAGAAGCAUGGCAUCGAGGUUCUCUCGGCUCAUGUCUCUUCCAAUUCUGAUCGGCGGCUGCUCAUGAUUCAAGCGCGUCAUAAUCGUUCUGAGAAUAAUGGAGGUGGCCGUGACCAUGUUUUGGGAGCAGAUGAUCAGGAAAAUGUUGUUGCAGAGAUAUUCAAACAGGCAGCAGCUGAGAUGCUUACUUACCUCUGUUCUUCACCCAAUUAG
This is a messenger RNA of Linum tenue, 915 nucleotides long. The record is from the annotation of a GenBank genome assembly. Lineage: Eukaryota; Viridiplantae; Streptophyta; Magnoliopsida; Malpighiales; Linaceae.